Messenger RNA from Capsicum annuum, 993 nucleotides. RefSeq lists its product as uncharacterized. The transcript has 6 exons. The record is from RefSeq and is a predicted model, not a curated record. Bases 1 to 993 code for a protein of 330 amino acids. NCBI's taxonomy places the organism in Eukaryota, Viridiplantae, Streptophyta, Magnoliopsida, Solanales, Solanaceae.
AUGACGUGCAUGUCAAACAUUGCAAUUAGACACAAUAUCCAAUUUAAGAUUAUCAAAUCAAGCACAACAAGAUAUUCACUGGGAUGUUUGGACAACAACUACAUGUGGCAGUUUCAUGCCUCGAAGAUUGCAAAUUCUUUGCUCUUUCAGGUUACUACAUAUGAAAAGGCUCAUAGUUGCUCAGUUGAUUUCAUAACGUUCGACCACAGGAAUGCAACAUCAAAGGUCAUAUGUGACUACAUACUAGAGCUCGUGCAUGACUCUAGUAAUGUAAUCAUACCCACCUUUAUGGUAGAUGAAAUGAGAAGGAAAUACGAAAUCAUCAUAUCCUACAACAAAGAAUGGCAAGCAAUACAGCAUGCCUAUAAGGUGAUAAGAGGAACUGCGGAAGAGAACUACAACAGGUUGCCAUCGUAUCUUCACAUGAAGAAAGAAAACAACCCAAAAAUGUACACAAACAUAAAGAGGGACGAUGAGAACAGGUUUCAAUAUGCAUUCUUUGCUUAUGGCGCUUCAAUCAUUGGAUGGACCAACUAUAGACCGAUAAUAAUGAUAGAUGCAAUAUUUUUGAAGGCAAAAUAUCAUGGUUUCCUCAUGAUAGCAGUGUCAAAGGACGGAAACAACAAUAUAUUUUCUUUGGCUUUUGGAAUUACAGACUCAGAAAAUAAUGAGUCUUAUAACUGGUUCUUCAAUCAGUUAAUACAUGUAAUUGGGGUAGACCCCAUUGAUGCAACAACAUUUGUUGUAAGAGAAGAAGGAGUUGAAUAUUUUGUAAACCUGAAGAGUAGGACUUGUCAAUGCUUGGCAUCGGAAUCAAGUAAUCAGGAAGAAGGGUGGGUGGUGUGCUGUGUGUUCAAGAAGAAGAAUUACCAUAAGACUCUUGACUAUCAGCAGAACUCUCCAGAAACUGAAAAUUUAAGCUUCGUAGGAGGGGAUAUGUUUCAGUCUACUCCCCAUGCUGAUGCUACUUUGCUUAAGGUUGCGUUAGAAUAA